UUUAGCACCAGGCCCUUCUUUCUUCCUUUGUCUCAUGUUUCUAGCUCUUCCCAGCCUACACUGAGUGAGGGGGUGGCCUUGGGGCCUCUGGUCCUGAGAUGGGCUCUCAUGUUGUUUCAGGGACCAAUGGUGUUUGAGGAUCUGGCUGUGUUUUUUUCUCAAGAGGAGUGUGUGAGUCUGCACUCUGCCCAGAGGUCCCUCAGCAGAGACAGUACCCAGGAGUGUUUCAAGGAUAUGGCCUUGAUAGGAGCGUAAGGCAAGACCGAGAUCACUCAGCAGGUAAAUCUAGACUCUACAGGACCUGAAGAUCUUGCCCCAGAAAACUCCUCCAUUGCUGUGGCCCUUCUCUGUUCCCCUGACAAUGGAGGUGGAGACCCUGAAAGGAAAGUACCAGGUGGAACUCCCGCUUGCAAGAAAAGGCUCGUAAGCCUGUCAGUUACCAUCGAAAACCACACCCCAUUAACAGAACUAUCUCAGUGUUUGGGAACUACAGCACUUUCUGAAGUUCUUGAAUUUCCUGGGGAAGAAGCCAGAAAUUUGUUUAAGUGUCCUGAAUGUGACCAAAGCUUCAGUGAUAAUUCAUGCCUUGUUUUGCAUCGAAGAGCUCAUUCAGGAGAGAAAAAGUACAAAUGUGGUGGCUGUGGGAAGAUUUUCAAUCACAGAGCCAACCUGAGGACACACAGGGGAGUCCACGCUGGCGAGAAGCCUUGUAGGUGAGCUGAGUGCGGCGGCAGCUUCCGCCAGCACGCACAUCUGACUCGGCAGGUGAAUAUCCAUGUAAAGGAGAAACCCCACAUGUGUCGCAUCUGUGGGAGAGGUUUUAUGGGGCUCCCAGGAUUGUCACAGCAUCAGAAAGCCCGCACUGCCCAAAAAGCCUAUGAAUGUACCGACUGUUGUAAAUAUUUUGGACAGAAAACAAAUCUUGCUUUGCACGAGGGAACGCAUAUGGCGGCCACCCAGUAUCGGUGUGCUCCGUGUGUAAAGUGCUUUGGGCGGCCCUCACACCUUGUCCUCCCCAAGCAGGACCACGAGGACGACUCUGAGGACGACUCUGAACACUGUGAUGACUGCAGGGAAAAUUGGCGUUUGUUCUCAAAAUUCAAACCCUUAAAAUGUCCCGAGUGCACAAUGACCUUCCUCCGCAUCUCGGAGCUUAUUUACCAUCAGAGCAUUCACAGAGGGGAAAAGCCCCAUAAAUGUAAAACAUGUGCAGAGACCUUUAUUUUGGAUUCAGAGCUUGCAUGCCACCAGAAGAGCCACACAGGAGAGGAACCUUUUAAAUGUGCCACGUGUGGGAAAAGUUUCAGGUUGGACAGACAUCUUGUUAUUCAUCAGCAAACCCACAAGAAAACCACCAUGUAAAUAUAGCCAGUUUGAUUCCCACACUGCUUUUCUGUAUCUGAACUGGAGACUGGGGAAGAGUUGUCCCUGAUUCGUCACCGCACGCCCUGCGCCCCGACCUUGCUUGGGCACCGUGAUUGCCACUUUAUAACCGAGGAAGCGUAAUCAGCAUCCCAACCAGUGACUGAAACCAGCAUUCCAACUCAGGAGCUCGCUCGCUGUUCGGAGACCAUUUGUAUGAGCCAGAUAAUGAUUCAGAACUUGUUUUUCUAUUCAGUUUUCAUUAAAGUGAAUUUUUUGCUGGA
Molecule: messenger RNA, 1646 nt
Organism: Suricata suricatta (meerkat)
Lineage: Eukaryota; Metazoa; Chordata; Mammalia; Carnivora; Herpestidae
Gene: ZNF597
Product: zinc finger protein 597
Biological process (GO): regulation of transcription by RNA polymerase II
Molecular function (GO): DNA-binding transcription factor activity, RNA polymerase II-specific; RNA polymerase II cis-regulatory region sequence-specific DNA binding
Source: RefSeq, a predicted model, not a curated record